Messenger RNA from Adineta ricciae, 558 nucleotides. NCBI's taxonomy places the organism in Eukaryota, Metazoa, Rotifera, Eurotatoria, Adinetida, Adinetidae. The record is from the annotation of a GenBank genome assembly.
AUGGAAGAAAACUCUGUCUGCACAGUCUACUACAUUGCGUUGAGUAUCGUUACUCGUAUUAACGUCUGUCGUGCUGAAAUACGGCCUGGUAGUAUUGUAAUAAUUUGGUUAGGCGAACAAAUUUCGUCAUUAAGAACCAUCCUCGAAGCCCAUCUAACUGCAGAAGAUGUGACUUUAUUAUCUUAUUCUAUGCCUGAACAGUUGUGGCACUGGCUGAAAAUGAAUCCAUCAGUAACAUUAGCUUCGCUAACAAUUGAAGUGAAGACCAACUUGCAAGAAGUCGUGAAGCAUAGUCAUUCGUACAGAAAUGUUCGUUCAAUCGUAGUUCGAUGUACAAACAACGAUCUAUUGAGAACGCAACGUUUCGCUAGAUCGUACGCGAAAAUCGAUGGCGUGUUUGCUGAUGACACCCGACUGUUAAUCAAAAUAUCCAUCGACAUUGCGCUCUUUUCAGAGGAGUUAGGUGAUCAGAAAAGGGAAGACGAAAACAACGAAUUAGAGGCACAAAUACAUUAUGCCCGUGCACUCAGAUUCUGCGCGUUCGCGAGAGAACUUUAG